GGACAUGGACGAUAACCUGUUCCAGUUGAAGUUCACAGCAAAGCAGCUAGAGAAACUGGCCAAGAAGGCAGAAAAGGAGUCCAAGGCUGAACAAGCCAAAGUGAAGAAGGCUCUUCAGCAGAAGAAUGUGGAGUGUGCACGUGUUUAUGCUGAGAAUGCCAUCCGCAAGAAGAAUGAGGGGGUGAACUGCCUGCGCAUGGCCUCCCGCGUGGAUGCCGUGGCCUCCAAGGUCCAGACUGCCGUGACCAUGAAGGGGGUGACUAAGAAUAUGGCCCAGGUCACCAAGGCCCUGGACAAGGCGCUGAGUGCCAUGGACCUGCAGAAGGUGUCUGCAGUCAUGGACAAGUUUGAACAGCAGGUCCAGAACUUGGAUGUGCACACCUCGGUGAUGGAAGAUUCCAUGAGCUCCGCCACCACACUCACCACACCACAGGAGCAGGUGGACAGCCUCAUCAUGCAGAUCGCAGAAGAGAACGGCCUGGAAGUCCUGGACCAGCUGAGCCAGCUCCCUGAGGGGGCCUCUGCUGUGGGCGAGAGCUCGGUGCGCAGCCAGGAAGACCAGCUGUCGCGGAGGUUGGCAGCCUUGAGGAAUUAGCAGAGUCUGGCCG
This is a messenger RNA of Elephantulus edwardii (Cape elephant shrew), 608 nucleotides long. It is a transcript of the gene CHMP1A, whose product is annotated as charged multivesicular body protein 1A. Gene Ontology annotation, biological process: late endosome to vacuole transport; endosome transport via multivesicular body sorting pathway; protein transport. Gene Ontology annotation, cellular component: multivesicular body; ESCRT III complex. The transcript is spliced from 7 exons. The record is from RefSeq and is a predicted model, not a curated record. Lineage: Eukaryota; Metazoa; Chordata; Mammalia; Macroscelidea; Macroscelididae. The coding region runs from base 5 to 595 and encodes 196 amino acids.